GGGCACGCUGAAAUCACGAGCGCGGAAGCAGUGUUCGGUGUGUUUACUUUCAGUGUUGUGCCUCGAGACUACUAAACUCAAAUCUGUGUGAGGUCUUUCUGCAACAACAAACCGAACCAAGUGGGACUGAGGGGUUUGUGUUUGUGUUACUUUUUAGUUCUUUGUAGUUUUGUGUUAAUUGUUGAUACAGAAGAUGUUUAGUUACUCUGUUUAGUUAUAAACAUCGGAUAGUCAAUAAAUAGAAAGCACGUAUCACAGCUACUUUUGGUGCUCUAGGGUUAAGAGUGUUAAUGCAAUAAUAACUGAUAUUGUCAGAAUAAGCUGGCUGAACUGUUUGAUCAGUGAUGCACACCUAAGACCCUCAAAUAUUUCCUUUGGCUGUCACUUUCAAACAGUCCCGUGGAGCUCUUAUCAGUGAUCACACUUGUUUUUUAUUUGCAGAUGGCUCAGGAAAGUGGACUGUACCCCCUCCUCUUCUUCUUCCUCUUGUUUCUGUCAUCUCUGUGUGACUGUCAUCUACAUCCAGAGGCAGUGAACAGGGCUGUAUCCAAUCAGACUGGAAGGAGAGGUAAAGACAAACCCUCUAACCACUUCACACUGAGAGAUGGAUGGUUUUAAUUUAUCCUUAGUUGUACAAAAUGUUUUGAACUUAAACUAAAUGUUUAUGAAUUACAAAUCACAUUGGCUGAAGUAGUCUGUUCUGCUUUCCUAUGCAUGGUAUUUUAAGGACAGGUCUUUGUUAAAGCCUGGAAUUUACAAAUUCAACUUUAGUUUUAUGGCACUUUUCAGACAAAAAAAUGCAGUUCAAAGUGCCUCACAGAGACUAAAAACAACAAUUAACAUCAAUAAAACCCGAACCUCCCACCCACACACCCACCCAUGGAUCCCUCCACUCACAAAGACACACACCCACCCUAACUCACCCAUGCACACACACACACAAGCACACACAGUGUGAGAAUUUAAGAUGUAUUGUUGAAGAGUCAUGGCCUGACACUGUAACAUUAAGUGAGGAAAGAGCUACCUUUGGGAAACACUGGAGAUAAAAGAUAAAAAACAGAAGAUAAAAAAUAAAAUUGUAAAGAGAAAGAAUAAAACCUGAUGAACUAAAACAAGAAAAUAAUAUUAAAUGAACAGAUAAGUAAGAGCUCUACCAUGUAAAAGGGGGAAAAUAAGUAAAAACCUCCAAGACAGGAAUUAAGAAAAAGACUAAGAACAGAGAUGAUUAAUAAAAUAGGCAAUAAGAACUUUGAUUAAAACGAACAUUUGCAAUAAGAGAAAUAUAAAAAGGCAAUUAGUGAAAAGCCUGGUUAAAAAGGUGAGUCUUGAGCCUCUUCUUGAUGAUGGGCAAAUUUACAACAUAGUGGCCAUCAGUCCAUCUGCAUGUCUACUGAAGUGGCAAAGACACUAUUGUACCUGCUGAGCCAUUGCAGGGAUGGCAUAUUGUUGACCAAGUGAGACUUUUAACCUCAUAUUUUGUUUGCUUUUGUUUGUUUCUAUGUUAAUGCAGAGUCACACAUAGUUGAAGAGAUAGCAGGCUAUGCUGAUGUGGCCAAAAAGAUUAUUGACCUGGCUGUGUCUGGUGCCGCUCAGAACCGCUCCUACACACGACUGGCUGACUUCACUGACACCAUAGGAAACCGUGUCAGUGGCUCACAGAACUUGGACAUGGCUAUAAAGUACAUGUAUAAUGCUAUGACACAGGAUGGGUUGGAUGUACAUCUCGGUGAGUAUACCUUAAUAUUGGGAUGUUAUAGCAAGAUAUCAUCAAGGUGCAGUGAGUAUCAUUAAAAAAAAGAUCAGUUGACAAAUGAUGAUUUCGGGGAUGGCUUGUCUUUUGGUUACUGUGACAGUUGUGUUUUGUCUCAUUAUUUUCUUUUCUAGAGCCAGUAAAAAUCCCACACUGGGUGAGAGGGAAGGAGAGUGCAGAAAUGAUUGCACCCAGGGCUAAAAAUCUGGCUAUACUGGGACUUGGCAGCAGUGUAGGGACACCACCUGAAGGUAUUAGCCAGUGUCUACAGGAUAAAGCCAUUUAAAGCCUUUCGUUAAACUUUCUCUUACUCUUUGUUGUCUCAUUCUUAUCUCUUCAGGUAUUGAAGCAGAGGUGUUGGUGGUUAAAUCUUUUGAAGAACUGAAGCGCAGAGCCAGUGAGGCUGUGGGGAGGAUUGUUGUCUUUAACCAGCCAUUUGUCAGCUAUGGGGAGACGGUGGCUUACCGUGAAUAUGGAGCCUCUGAGGCAGCCAAAGUAGGAGCUGUGGCAACACUAAUUCGAUCUGUUACUCCAUUCUCUAUUAACAGGUAUUCAUCCAUAAGAAAAACUUACAGUAUUUCUGCUGAUGCUGAUUGAGGCUCUAUAAGGCAGGGAUUUGGCUCUCAUCUUCAAAAACAGGUCAACAGAUGGUAUUAGAAGUUAUUUAGAAGACUCGUGUCUUUUUCUUUGCUGCUCCAGUCCUCACACAGGUUGGCAGGAUUACCAAGAUGGAGUGAAGCACAUCCCCACAGCCUGUAUUACUAUAGAGGAUGCUGAGCUGAUGUGGCGAAUGGCACAGAGGGGACUGAAGAUUGUGGUCAGACUCACAAUGGGAGCUAAGACUCUGCCAGAUGCCGACUCCUUCAACACAGUGGCAGAGAUCAAAGGCUGGCAGCACCCUGAGCAGGUUGGACUCACACUCCUAUUUCAUACACCAUCUGUCUGACCUAUUUGGGUGUGUUCCUUAUCAUGUUAGAGUUGUUUUGUAGUGUUUAGGUGUUUGUAUGGGCCUUGCAAAAGUAAUUGAGAGUGGCAAAGAUGUGAAAUUUAUUUUAGAAUAAAAGAUUCUUUAUUUUUUGCCCCCCUUAAAGUUUUUGCUCGGUCCUUUUCUUAAUUUUGUUCAGUAAAAAAAGUACCAUAGCCUCCUUUUGCUGACUACGCAUAUUCCCACCUCUGUUGGGUCUGCUUUUAGUUUGCUACGCUUUGGAAAUGCUCUGAUAAGCCAUUCAUGUAAAUAGGUUUCACAUGGAAACACUUUUUUGUCCAGCUGUUAGUGCUGUUUCUUAAUACGUUUGUUUUUUCUGAUUAAGUCCCAAAAACUAAGAUAUUCAUCCAUGUCGAAACCCCUAAACUCCCAAUUCUUUGGUGCAUUUUCACUUCACAUGAAAGAGACUUAAUCAUCUUGAUUUGUUUUAGAAGGACCUCAUGUUCUCUGGACAAGGUAGUUAGUUCUGUAUUCUCCAGAAUAGGACAUCCAGUUUAAAGGAACACAAACCCCGUAUUCACCAUUACACUUGAAGAAUAUGAAUUUGUGGGCUCUCAGCUUGAAGCCUAUUGCUGCGAGGAGUCAACAUGUUAUCUGACUCAGCUUGAAGAUAUUCAAAAGUGCUUUGAAAGUGUGCCCAUAAGGAGCCAGACAUGUCUAGCAGGUGGAACCUGAUAAACAGAUAUAGUGCUGCUGCACAGAUCUCUGCAUGCAUGCAAGUGUAUUCAAAGGACACAGUGUAAAAAAUACUUAAUACACUUGAGGCUACUCACAAAGAAACUCUUCACAGACACUCUUUGGAGGUUUGUUUGAUUGUUUGAUCAGAGUAGUUUUGACCAUCUGAACAAAGGUGAGUGGGGCUCUUCCUUGUCACAGGAAGGGUCCCAGGUGGGGUUAAAGUAGCAUAUCAUGAAUAGAGCAGAGUAUGUACAUGCUAUUUGCAUGUAGCUGUGAAGAGGGGUGGUAAAUCUGUGGGUAACAGAACUGCAGAACAGCAAAAAAAAAACAAUGUGGGGGAAGCUACUUGUCAGGCGUUUUUGUGUAACACACACUGGAGGCCUGUGUGUGAAAGUUCUGGUGUCAUUUGUGAAACAUGGUGUGUACUCUACACACAGGUGGAGGUUAUCUGGCAUGGGUGUUUUUUUAUUAUUCCAAGGAAGUGUGUAUAUUCAAUUCAGGGCUCCUGUACACAAUGUAAGCUCCGACUAGAGGUGUUUUGUUGGCAGUUGGAGGUAGAUGGGUGUGCACUUGGUAUUUCCCAGUGUGAGUAUGAGCUGCAUGAAAGUUUUCUCUCCCUCACACGCCACAAAACUUGCCAGUACAAGGCCUGCUAAUUUAGUUCUACAUCCUAACAUUGUAGUCUAUGACGGCUGAACUCACACCAUAUACUGUAUCUCAGCACAUACCAGCUUGUGUGAUUACAGUUAACUUUCUUCAUCUUCUUCACAAACUGCAGCCUCUCUGACUUCAUUUGUGGGCUAACUGGAAAAUCAGUCAGAAGACUUGGAUUAGAUGAACACUGCUGAUGUAAUCUGUUACUGUUCUGAUCUGGGAACUAACCAAAGCAUAGUCCCUCAUUAUAGAAAAGGGAAAUGAAACACAUGGCAUAAGUGACAUCAUAUCUGGCUCUGGGACUCUGUGGUCCAGCUGGUGGUAGCAGCGCUUGUGGUUGCAGUGUUUGUGUAUGUGCGCACUUAUUCACAGAGAGAUGUCCCUUUGAGCUGAAGUGGGUCAUUUCUACAGUUUAGCCUUUCAGGGCCAUCUGAGGGUAAUGAGAACUUUUUCCACCCACUCGUCUUCUAAAUCCUCCACAUCUUUUCAUGAUAACUUGCACUUUUCGAACCUAAAAUGUCUUGACGUGUCAACCGUCGGACUAUAAUUACACAAGUCGUGAUGCUAGACUGUAAUCGAGAUGAGGGCUGGUUGUAAAUUUUUGUUUGUAGCAUCUUUACCACAUGCGAGUGAUCCACAUCUGAACAUCUCUUUCAUAUCUUCUGAUGUGUCAUGAUUUUGAGGAAUUGCAGUACACUUAUUUGUUCUCUCUUUAACACGCUGUAAAAAGCAGCCAAAAACAAACCACUGGCAAAACUAGAGUGCCAUGACUCCUGGGAUCACUGUCAUGCUCACACAGGCAAAGGGUCUCUCUUUAAAGACCCUUACAUUAUCAAUACAAAUGUAAAAAUACAACAGAAAGGUCAUCCUCAUUGGGCUUAGACAUGUAUGAUUGUCCUGGGGUUUCAGCACUACUUACACUAUCUGUGUUUUCCUGAGGAAUUUCCAACUUGGAGACCGAGCUAUUAAAUACCUAAUUGUGUUCUGUAGCCAGGUGUGCACCCUUCCCUGGCAGAGAACAAGAGGAAGGCCGUCCUGACACGCAAAAGUACUUAAGUGAAUCAUUGUGCCUACAGCAACUAAUCUGUGUGUCAUUUUGCCUCUGUUCAAGUGUGUAUGAUUUUACUUAUAAUACUGGCAUAGUCAGCUAUUAAGAGAUUAGAUUAUUGUUAGUUUUAUUUAAUAAAGACCUCCAAAAGUGGAUACAAGCAUCUAGGCCCUUACAGCAAUGCUAACCUGCUUCUUUUAGGAUAUUCAAUCUAGUAUACUUGUAUUCUCAGACUCAAAAACAAAUGGAACUUAUUUUGCUGAAGCUGAGCAGGAAUUUGGUUUCAAAUCAAAGUCUUAGUCUAAUUCAUGUAUUUUUAGGGCACCAUUACUUCAGUCUGAACCUGAAUUGUGGUGGACUGAACUGUGACAGCCUGACAGCUAUACUACUGGCCUAACUAAAAGCAGUAUAAGCAUUUGUGUUGCAUAAGAUUUAAAUGGUACGUGUAGCAUCAGGGUCAGUGUUUAUAUCAGACAGGCUCAGGUCAGAAAAUGUUUCAUAACCUGCAACAUCAAACCAGAGAGAGUUACACUGAUGGGAAUACCAUCCUGUAAAAUUCCCAAAAUGCUGCAGUUGCUCUGAACUUCAUGUUUUUGUCUUUGUUUUCCUGUUUUUCUUUUUCAAUGAGUCGGCCUGUGUCCUCGCUGAUAGAAAGUGUUUUUUUUUUUAACUAGAGUUCAAUUUGAGUGACAUCUUGUGUUUAGAAUGUGUUUGACUGUAAUACAAAGACAGGAAAUGGAUCAGAUAAUGCUUUUUUAUCCUCAUGUCUUGCAAUUAUAAAAAUGGUGAGUGUCUCAGCACUCUCACUUUGGUCUCUCGUCUCCAUAUUUAUACCUGCCCGUAUACCUGUUCAAUCUCUUAGGUUGUCUUACUGAGCGGUCAUUUGGACAGCUGGGAUGUUGGCCAAGGUGCCAUGGAUGACGGAGGUGGAGCCAUCAUUUCCUGGGAGGCUCUUUCCCUCAUUAAGGAGUUGGGUAUGACAGAGACAGAUGUAUAGAAAAGCACAUAAACAGUAUGGUGACACCUUUGUAUCUCUGGAGAAAGAAGCAUAUAAAGUUUAUAGAUGGCAGAAAGCUUACACAGCUUCAACGCAAAUUUACAGUCAAGUAGAUGAUUAACUUUUUUUUUCAAAGCAUGUUUGUUCUCCUUAAUCAGCACAAUUUCCUCUUUAAACAAGUGAACAGGUAGAAACGGUAGAACUGUAACAGCUGGUAGAACAAUAUCCAAAACCAAGUGUUGUAAAUCAUCGUGACUUGGAUUCAUUUUUGGUUUCACUCUUUAUACAUCUGCCUGGCCAUUGAACUCUAGUGAGCAGCUAGAAAACACCAUGAAGAGAGAGCAGACUAUCGAGUCCUAAAUUUAAAGUCAAAUACUGUAACAAAACAAUUCCUUGGACUGUAAACUUUGAUUUCCUACAACUGUGUGAGGAGGAAAGGAAACACUCAGGAGCAGGAAACCGGCUGGGAUACACAGUUUGGUCUUUUAUGAAAAAACAAAACAGUGCCAUUGAAUGAAUGAGUCCAUAGUUGUACAGGUUUGGCUCUCCACGAGUGCAAGAUUCAGUGAUGGAAGGCCACUAUAUGUGUGCAUAUACUGUAUAUUCGUCUAUAUACUCUGUCCUAUCCUCUGUAUAUACGUUUAACUCUGUUGCUUUGUGUGUUCAGCGAAGUCUUGGUCUGUUUACAGGUUUGCGCCCACGGAGGACCCUGCGUGCAGUGCUGUGGUCAGCUGAGGAGCAGGGCGGUGUCGGGGCACAGCAGUACUAUGAUCUCCACAAGGUACUUGCUGCUGUCACUUCAGUGCUACAUAGAGAACAUACACAUACUUGAGGACAGCAUAUUUCCUUAUGUAAUAAAGAGCAGGAAAACAGCAGUCCUCUGAUUUAUAACCCACAAUAAAGAACAAAAAGGUUUGGUGCAGUAAACCUGAAAAGAAGGUUUUUUUUACUGAGUACAGAGCAUUUAAAUAGACUGUUUAGUUCCUCCAUCUCAUGUCAUUAGAGUUAAAAAUGCCUCAGUUGCUGUUAAAAACAUCCAAUACCAAUCCAGUAGGUUUAUAUGGAGAUUUUUAAGUUGCUUACUAUUUUAUUUGAAUUGGCUUUAGUAGUUUUAGGUGCUUUGUUAUAUGUCCAUGCUCUCCGCCGAUAUCUCUUUGUCUUUCUCACCACUUUUUUCUUUUUCCUCUCUCUGCUCAGGUGAACAUGUCCAACUUUGACAUAGUCAUGGAAUCUGACAUGGGGACCUUUGCUCCUGUGGCACUGCAGUUUGCAGGGAGUGAUGCAGCCCGAAAGGUGGGAUGAAAAGCUAAACUUCAGCCGGUCUUUAAUCUCCUUUUUCUCUCUAUUUCACACACCACAUAUUUUCAGAGAGUGUCUCCUCAAAGGUUCCUCCAAAGCAACUAAUUACCCUGUUAUUUAACUGGAAACUCAAAUCCCCACUAGUCUGCAGAUACGAAAACCCUCAGAAAACAGUCACAGUUAAACAACAUGGCUAAACACGGGAUCAGAAUCUGCAGGUAAACACUGUUCAAUCGGUUUGCGAAGAUGCACCAUUCAUCUUCAGUCUUCAUCCCUGUGCUGGUAACACAUUGCUCCAGUUAAGUGGUUGUACACCAGUAUGAGCAUACACACCCUGAGUUAAAAUACUGCCAAACUCUAAGAUGCUUUCUGUCUUCAGUGGAUGGAUGUGUCUGGGUUGUAAAGCAUCAUGCACUGAAGCUUCAACCCUGUCUAGCUAUGGUACACCUUAGGCACAGUAAAUAUUGUAUUAUGGACCUACAGCAAUAAAGACAUUAAAGAUUCAUUGAACCAGUGAGUUACCUUGGUGCUGACUAAAUUUAACUGUUUAGUCAGCGAAAUUACUUCAACAUCCCCUCUUCUUAGAUCUGAACUGGGAAUCAAUCUGACGACCAGUGUGAUGAGGACUGUAGCCUCUGUACAUGGGGUGUCUGCUCUACCAACUGAGCUAAACCAGUGCCCAAGAUCUUAAAUCUUUCAUUCAGAUCUUUACUUAAAUUGUCAUUUGAGUUGAGGGUAUUCUGACCUGUGUGUCAAAUCACAGAUUAAAAUAAACCUCUACCACAAAAACCACCGAAGUAAGCUCAGAAAACCAACCCUGAACCACAGACAUGCUGGGUCUUCUGUAUGAAUGUGGCUGUGGUGUCUCACUACAAUGGUCCUGCAACAUUUAGUAUGGUAAAGAUAAGAUAAGAUGUUUCUUGAAUAGUCCCAUAGGGGGAAAUUCCAAAUUUAAAGCAGCAUAGUACAGACGUACAGAGAGAAAAUAAAGGAUAAUGAAACUUAAAGUUAAGAAAAAAGCAAAAGAAAAAGAUGUUCAUAAGUACAUGAAUAGGCAAUAAUUUAGAUGAUGUUGAACUUAUUGUCCAAAAGCGCUGACUGUGAUAAACAGAUGCACUAACUCUGUAACUGUAUCAACAGGUUAUGGAGGAAGUGGUCAAACUCUUGGCUCCCAUCAACACCACCAAACUGGAGACACACGGAGAAGGGACAGACAUCUCACCUUGGCUGCAGGCUGGUGUACCGGGUCAGAAUUUAUCUAUUUCGCUGUAUUGUUGAAACUUACAGCUAAUGUUAUUAUAGAGAAAAAUCAUUGAAUAAAACUUACUGAUUGUGGACAAUAAGGAAGUAUGCUAAACCUGAUUAAACCCCUACAGGAUCUUAGUAUAUCAUAAAGCCAUAAACAGUCACUCCAGAAAGUGCUGUGUAAACAGUUUCACAUCCUCAUGGUGAGCUAUGGACAGAAUAUAGUAUGAUGUAGGCAAGUAGAAGGGAGUUUCAGAAUUAGAAUUUCUUUGUAAAGAUGAGUAAAGUUGUGAGAAAGUAACUCCUGCAUGAAUCUUAGGCUUGAUGUGGUUAAAUGUGGACUGAACCUUUCAUAUAACAAACCACACACAACAGAACCAGAGUGAUUUUAUUUGUAUGCUGUUUGUUCCUUUAAUAGAGUAUUAUUGUUGUUUUGAUAAAUUAUGACUCAAUCACACCAAUCAGUCUGAUGCUGAUGGAUCCUAACACUCUGCUGCACUUAGUGGAAGUUAUGGCCCCUGAUUUCAGAUUUUCUUUUUCAAAUCAAGUCAUGUGGAUUUAAAAACAAAAACAAAACGGGUGGGCAUAUGAUGAGUUUUUAUCAAAUCUCAGCAAACUGAACAAGCGCACUUGAUCUAGCAGGCUGAUUGGAGAGUCGCAGCUUAAUCCUGAAUCUCUGUGCACCCGUCAGUUACAGAGGAUGGCAGGCUCUAUUAUAAAAGACUCCCACCAUUAAACUAAAUUUCAGCUUCUUCCCUCUGGACAUAAGUUGAAAAGUACCAGCCUGUGAAACCAAGCGAUUAAAAAAAUGGCUUUGUCACAGCAGCCAUUAGGGAGAUCAAUGAGUCAUGGUAAAACAGCAAUGAUGGUCUAGAUAAAAACUUUGCACGACUUAUCGACUUUUUCUAAAUCUUUUUAUUUUGCUUUUUUAAAUCUUUUUUUUUCUCUCUUGGGACGUUUAAACUUGCUUUAAUUUACCACAUUUUUAUUGGUUGAUAGUUUUAUUUCUAUUCUGUUUUUAUUCUUCUGUGCUUUUACUGAUAGCCUAUUUUAUCUUGUUCUAUAUUGAUUAACUGAGGGUUACCCUUAAGCACUGAGCACUUUUGUUUGUCACGUUUUGUCCUGUGCUGUGUGUUUGUUGAUGUGUAAACAGCUGACUAAAUCGACCUACAGGUACCAACAAAGUAACCUUGAACCUUUUUAAAAAAUAAUUUCCAAAAAUUAGUCCUCUCUGGGACCUGGAGAGCGAAAUAAGUUUGCAAACAUGUAAUAGAGGUUAUUCUGAUUCUGCAGUAUAAAUCUUGUAAAUAACUGUAAUUCACAGAGUUGAAAGACUUUUUGUGCACCUAAUUGUCAAAAAAGUCUUUCCAGUAUCUAUUGAACAUCUGCCAGCCAGUGUUAUUGACCUUUUUCCUGGUUUUGGUUGAGGUUAUGUGGUCCAGACAUAUUGUCUUUAUCUCUCUCGUUUGUUGGAACUGAAAUUGCUUUAAACUCAGAAAAAUGUUCUGAUACAACUUUAAAAAGACGAACUGAAAACAAAAUGAACAGCAAAAAAAGAAAAAUAACCCUUGAGUCAAAAGUUCCUUGGAGAAAUGUGGUUUCUAAAAAAAUAGAAGUGGGUUCAGUGGAAAGAGGAAAUUAUUUUGCCUAUUGGAGAAAGUGAGAAAAAGUGUGAUAAUCCAUUCACUCAAAAGUUACAAAACCUACAAAAGUCACCCAAAGUCAAAUCUUUCACAUCUCUUUCCUGUAAGGCUUUGCAGUGAUUUGUUUAACACACUGCAGCCAGAAAUAGUGCACUUUUGUUUGGUAGCUAAGACUCUUUUAGUUCCCUUUGUUAUCACCUCUUCCAUCCUGCAGCUACCCGUUAAAUCCCUGUGACAAGUAGGGGUGGGAAUCACUAGUGGCCCCACAAUACGAUAUUAUCACGAUACUUGGCCCACGAUACGAUAUUAUCACGAUACUUGGCCCACGAUAUGAUAUUAUCACGAUACUUGGACCACAAUACGAUAUUAUCACGAUAUUUGGACCACGAUAUGAUAUUAUCACGAUACUUGGACCAUGAUACAAUAUUAUUGCUAUUUUUAACGAUUUGCAAUACACUGAGUAUUGUGAUACAAUAUAUUGUGAUUUAUACAAUUUUUUCAACUGUUUAGCUAAUUUAGCAUUUGGCUUUCUUUGAUGUUUGCCUUAUUUGUGCUGUAUUUUGUUUUCAUGUUGCACAUCUUGCAAACUUUAUAUAUAUUUGUUGUACUAACUUUCUCCUGCUCUAUGAUGUCACUUCUGCCAACCUCACAGGACAAACAGUUAAUUUUAUUUUUCCAUUAUCAUAGAUUUGACUCCGUAUUAGCAAUUAAUUUGAAAAACCGAUACUUGGUAAAUAAGAGAAUACGAUAUAUUACCAGACAAAAUAUCACGAUACUAUGCUGUAUCGAUUUUUUUCUCCCACCCCUCGUGACAAGGAAGUACCUUUUCUUCUUCUCUCAUCCAGGUGCCAGCCUCCAUGUUGCUGACAGUCGAUACUUUUGGUUCCACCAUAGCGAAGGAGAUACCAUGACCGUCCAGGACCCCCGAGACAUGGACCUCUGCUCAGCUCUGUGGGCCGUGGUUGCCUAUGUGGUGGCAGACCUUCAGGACAUGCUGCCAAGGUAGCUAAGUAGCAUACAGGAAGUAAAGCUUCUCAAUAAACUUGAGAUCAAGUAGAUUUGUACAGGAAAUUGAUAUUAACAAAUGAAAUGUCUGUAGACGAACACCUGAAUGUGAGAGAGGAUCAAAAGAUAGUUUGAAUAACUUCUUAACAAUUAUAAAUCAGUUUUAGUUAAAUAACAUUCAACCUAGGAUUUUAAAUGUUUUAUAUGAGGUUCUUGUUCUCUGAAUAAAGUUCUCAUACUUUUAUUUUGGAUGAAUUGAAAUGUAGUUAAAACUGUUUCAUUUAAAAAAAAAAAAAAUGUUUUAAAGACCGGAUGGAAUCACAUGAUGUAGCCCAGGGUUUUUGCCCUGACUCUUUUAAAUGUCAUGCAAAUCCAAACAUAAUAGAUCCUUUUGUUAUAGUUUUUCAGCGGGGAGGGACUCAGAUUGCUCAUGUGACGGGAGGGACUGCAUCUUUUUUCAAUCAUGUUUAAAUGCUGGUUUACUGAAUGAUAUGAGACCAAGAGAAUGGGAACUGUUAACUUUCUCAGGUACUGUGCUCGUCUUAAUGCUUUUAUACAAUCUUCAGAAAGAGGAUGAGGAUUUGUUACUUUCUGCUGCUAUUGAGACAAAACCCUCAUCUUUAAAAUGUUUGUUUUAAUGAGCUUUAAAUCUGUUUUUAUAAGGUUACAGUACAGUUCUUAAUUGUUAGUCUUGCCUGUGUUCUGCCAAACAUUUGUUGAACACUUGUUUCCUGCCACCACAGAAUGAGGAUACACUUUUAUCCUGAGAAGUUAUCCAGAUGAUUUAAUAAAAACAAUAAAGCAAAAAGGAUUGCAUUAGACAGUUUCCCUGUCUCUUAUUUCAUCAUUUAAAAAAAUAAAGACAUGAACAAGCA
Molecule: messenger RNA, 12179 nt
Organism: Xyrichtys novacula (pearly razorfish)
Lineage: Eukaryota; Metazoa; Chordata; Actinopteri; Labriformes; Labridae
Source: the annotation of a GenBank genome assembly